This is a messenger RNA of Pistacia vera, 1546 nucleotides long. RefSeq lists its product as uncharacterized. Gene Ontology annotation, molecular function: lipid binding. Bases 1 to 1281 code for a protein of 426 amino acids. The record is from RefSeq and is a predicted model, not a curated record. NCBI's taxonomy places the organism in Eukaryota, Viridiplantae, Streptophyta, Magnoliopsida, Sapindales, Anacardiaceae. The transcript has 6 exons.
AUGGGUUUGACUUCGGUUUUAUGGGAGAUUUUUAACAAACCCACCAUGGGUGAUGUUUUAAGAGAGUUGAUAAUGUUUAUCGCACCUUUGUGGAUUGCUGUGAUUGUUGGGGUAUUGGUUGGCUGGGCGUGGAAGCCGAAAUGGGUCAAUCUGGGUUGUAGAGAUUUGGUGGAUGCUUCACUUUCCAAGGAUUCGAAUUCAUCUUCUAUUGGUUUGGCUUCCAUUCCCAGCCUCAACUUUUUGAAGUUUCAGUUGCCCACUUGCAUGUCCGGGGUUUCUGAUGAUGGACUCCAAACGGACGCUUUCAAUAACCAAUCUACCAUCAAUCCUGAUUGCAGUUCGUCGCAGAGGCAAAACUCAGUGCUAGUGACAGAGGAUGAUUUAGAGCAUUUAUGUCGGCUUGUUGAGGUGAAAGAUGGAGGGCCUUCUUGGAUACACAUGAUGAAUCGUUCUACACAGACUAUGCGAUAUGAAGCUUGGCGGAGAGAUCCUGAGACUGGCCCUCCACAAUAUCGAAGCAGUACCAUCUUUGAGGAUGCCACUCCUGAGAUGGUGAGGGAUUUCUUUUGGGAUGAUGAAUUUCGGUUAAAGUGGGAUGACAUGCUUGUACAUGCCUCUACUUUGGAGGAGUGCCCCACUACUGGAACGAUGGUAGUCCAAUGGGUGCGCAAGUUUCCCUUCUUUUGUAGUGACAGAGAAUACAUUAUAGGCCGUCGGAUUUGGGAGUCUGGACGAUCAUACUACUGUGUAACAAAGGGAGUACCCUUCCCCUCUGUGCCAAGGCAUAACAAACCCAGACGUGUGGAUUUGUACUAUUCAAGUUGGUGCAUUCGUGCAGUUGAAUCAGGGAGGGGGGAUGGCCAGCUGACUGCAUGUGAGGUCUUACUAUUCCAUCAUGAAGACAUGGGUAUCCCAUGGGAAAUUGCAAAGCUUGGCGUCCGACAGGGUAUGUGGGGAGCUGUCAAGAAGAUUGACCCCGGCUUGCGUGCAUAUCUGAAGGAAAGAGCAUCUGCAGCCUCACUCUCACGUUGUGCUUUCAUGGCCCAGAUCAACACCAAAGUCAGUGCAGACUACCUAAGAUCCUUAGACAGUUGCACUAAUAAUUCAUCAGAGGAUGAAAUGUUAGAUUCAUCUAAGAAACCAGUAGGAAGGAACAUACCUAAGCUUUUAGUUGUUGGUGGGGCAAUUGCCCUUGCUUGUAGUCUUGAUCGAGGACUCUUGACUAAGGCAGUUAUAUUUGGAGUAGCCAGAAGGUUUGCAAAAAUUGGAAGGAGGUUGUGAAUCACAGAGUUUUUUGCAUAAUUUUAGAGAUGCCGGCCAAGUUGCUGCUGCGGUGAAGCGAGAAAUUGCAAUGAUGAUUCCCCGCACUUGCCCAUCCUUGUGAAAGAGUAGAAAGUUGUAUUCUUUUUUUAAUAUGUUUGACCUGCUUAGCAGCUUCAGAUAGAAGAGGGUAAAAAGAUCUUACAGUGUAUUCUUUUUAAUUUGUCAACAAAGGAUCUGGUGCUGCAGGAAUAACAAGCAUAUUCAUGUUUCUUUACUUUUUCCA